Messenger RNA from Penicillium riverlandense, 2163 nucleotides. RefSeq lists its product as uncharacterized. The record is from RefSeq and is a predicted model, not a curated record. NCBI's taxonomy places the organism in Eukaryota, Fungi, Ascomycota, Eurotiomycetes, Eurotiales, Aspergillaceae. Bases 1 to 2163 code for a protein of 720 amino acids. The transcript is spliced from 2 exons.
AUGGAUACCCGUCCGCAUACCCCGGGCGGCGCGGACCAUAUCCCUAGCAUUCCUAAACACUCAAGCGCAUCACCCACCGCCCUGCGCUGCUGCUGCGGGCGCGAUGACUGCGCCCUGCUAGAGCACAAUAAUGUUGCUCUCGAGGGCCUCGAAAAGGAUCUCGAGACCGCGGCGAGGUUAGGUCAGGCCCUGCUCUACCGCCAUGAAAGUUACAUGGCCGAGGCGGAAGAGGACCGCCAGCGCCUAGUCGCAAGUAUUGAUGCGUUGGAGCGCGAAAAACGACAGGUUCAGGCCGAAAAUGCUCGCAUCGUCGAAGAAAACCGCAGCUUGCUUGACCAGCUGGACGGUUUAAAUCAGGCUGCCUCGGAGUCCGACGAUCGAGCCAAGAUGCUUGCCCUUACGUUGGAAAGCACACAAGCUGAACUACGGAAAUUGACCGUGGCUGCGGCUCGUGCGGCUGAGCUUGAGACGCAGUUGAUCAUGAUGGAAACCGAACAGUCCAGACUCCAGGACAUCUUGUUGUCUACACAAGAUGAUGAGAAAUCUGCAUUGCAGCGGUGGAAGAAUGCAGAAUCCACACUUCGAGAUCUCCAUGAUCAAGUCGACCGUAUCGAGAAAGAGGCCCGUGAAGAGCGUGAGCGGCAUGAAGAUCUUGUGCAGCGCAUGGAGCGAAAGAGAGCUGUGGAGCGUGAAUUGGAUAACGCUGCGGGACGUCUUAAGGGCGCGGCUGCUGCCUCCGACCUCAAUCGCAAUCCUGACGGGACUGUGGUAUCUCGCUUUGUCAAAGAUAUUCUACAGGACAACGCCAACCUACAAGUGGGUAUCAUAGAGCUCCGGGAGAUGCUCGAGAGCUCAAACCAGGAGGUGCAAAACCUGCGCGAGCAGGUUAUGUCUCACCAGCCGCUGGCCGGCGACGGUGAGGACGAUAAUGCCAUACCGGCUUCGUCCACUACCCUGAGUGAAGAGCUGGAAGCCAAGGAGCGACGACGGGUCUCUCAGGAAUUCCAUAUCCAUCAUCACUACCACUCCCCAUCUGCGAAGAAAGACAAGAGCUCGCUCAACCGUCGCGUGAAAAAGAAACGUUCUGUUAUGGGAAGCUCUUCUUCAGGAACACAGUCGCCUCGAAGACCUGGCCACCGCGCUCAACUGUCCAACUCCUCCACGUCCACAAUUCUGUCCCAGACCUCUGUCUCUAUACCGCCACCUACCUCGUCCCGCCGCUUGUCUCUGCAGUCACGGGCUGCUGACUCUAUUGCAAGUUCUCCUCAAUCUGCGUUCCACACAUCCUCAAUCUUCGACAGAGUUGAUCGUGGAUUCGAUUCCCAGCCGACCAGUCCCGGCAGUACGGUGUUUGGGUCUCCUAUUAUGGGGGCGCGCAACGUCAAGGGCUUCGACCUGCCAUUCCAACCGCUAGCUGAGAUCGACAGUAUUGACGCAUCACUGGACGACCCAUCCCAGGCCUUUGAUGACGAGCAUUUCAGUCGAGCCGAUGGCAAACAGCCUGUCAUUCCAGAAGAGUCGGAAGAAGCCUCCUCCGCACCCUACCAACACGCUAUCCCAGUCACCGACGAAGGUGUGUUUGAUAUGCAAAUGCCAUUCACGCCUCUACGCAGAUCCACUUCCCAUGACAGCUUGUUCGACACUGUAGCCGGCAUGGACAUUCAUACCCCGACAAGCCGUUUCUCCCGAAUGGGUGACUGGCGUGCUGGCAUGCGCAUACCCCAGCGCAUGGUAUCGCCCAGCGUUGAGCUAGUGUCUACGCCUCCUGUCGUAUCAGCGCCUAUAAUUACAGUCGACCGCGGGAAGAGCUCUGAGAAAACGUCCAGAUCAUUGUUGGCUUCUGUGGCUGCAGGCAAUAAUGUCCCCACGGAAUCAUCGUCCAUCAUUUCUGCUGAGAGCGCCGGCACCAGCUCGACCGCAACGCCUCGAAAGUCGGCAACACUCGGCCGUCGCAUGGGCGGCUGGGUAUUAGGGCGCUGGGGCAUGGCCGCAGUAGCCUCUGACGGCGAGACCAGACCGGAAUCCUCACCGUCCCUGUCCUCGUCAACCCCAUCAGCAGGGUUUCAUAACCCGGUUGACCCUGCUCCGCCCCGGUUCCGGUUCACAGGCGUGAACCAAAAGGUCCGAUCAUGGGCUACCGACCUCCACCACGAGCUCCGAUAG